UGCUAAUUACUUAUAUUUGCAGGAGUUCUAAACUGAGAAGUCACUCUGAUGUAUAGCAAUCAUAGACCAAACUUGUGAAUUUGGAGAAAAAGACUUUUGAGAUUGGUGCUUACUGUCCAUAUAAGAAACCAAAAGGGUGGUACUACGACAAGAUAAAGAAAACAUGGCCAUCAAAGAGGAGGAGAAGGAGGAGGUAAGAGAGCCACUCUUUGCUGUUGAAGAUGGAUCACCUGCUCAUGAAUACAGCAAAGACAAUCCAUGGAUGGUUUAUUUAAGCACGUUUGUUGCAGUUUGUGGCUCCUAUGAAUUUGGAACUUGUGCGGGUUAUUCAUCACCUACUCAGUCUGCUAUAAGAGAGGAUCUGAAUUUAUCUUUAGCUGACUACUCUCUGUUUGGCUCCAUAUUGACUUUUGGUGCAAUGAUUGGAGCAAUCACAAGCGGUACAAUCGCCGAUCUCGUUGGUCGAAAAGGGGCCAUGAGGGUGUACACUGCUUUCUGCGUUACAGGGUGGCUUUCUAUUUACUUUGCCAAGGACGCUUUGGCUUUGGACAUCGGAAGACUGGCCACAGGAUAUGGAAUGGGAGCCUUUUCUUAUGUGGUACCUGUUUUCAUAGCUGAAAUUGCACCCAAGAAUCAUAGAGGCUUACUGACUGCUUCAAACCAGUUCAUGAUCUGUGCUGGCGUUUCUGUUUCCUUCAUUAUUGGGAAUGUACUAACAUGGAGGGCACUGGCAUUAGUCGCACUUAUUCCAUGCGCCGUUUUGCUUUUCGGUCUCUCCUUCAUUCCAGAGUCUCCAAGAUGGCUGGCAAAGGCAGGGCGCCACAAAGAGUUCGAAGCUUCACUGCAGAAACUACGCGGCAAGGAUGCCGACAUAUCUCACGAGGCGGCUGAAAUCCAGGAUUACAUAACGACACUUGAACAGCUUCCUAAGGCCAAACUAUUGGACUUAUUUCAAAAGAGAUACCUGCGCUCUAUCAUUAUAGGACUUGGGCUAAUGGUUUGUCAACAAUUUGGUGGGAUCAAUGGAAUAUGUUUCUAUACCAGCAGCAUCUUUGAGUCAGCAGGAUUCUCCCCUACCCUUGGAACUAUAAUAUAUGCAAUCAUUCAGGUUGUGAUUACUGGCCUUGGCGCAGCCGUGGUCGAUAAAGUAGGAAGAAAACCUCUGUUACUGGUUUCUGCAACAGGAUUGGUACUAGGCUGCAUACUACCGGCUAUUUCGUUUUAUCUGAAGGCUCAUGAAUUGGCACUCCAAGCAAGCCCUAUACUAGCUGUAACUGGCAUAAUGCUUUACAUAGGGUCAUUUUCGGCUGGAAUGGGAGCAGUUCCUUGGAUUGUAAUGUCUGAGAUUUUCCCUAUAAACAUCAAAGGACAAGCUGGAAGUUUAGCAACAUUAAUGAAUUGGUUUGGUGCAUGGUUGUGUUCCUACAGUUUCAACUUUCUGAUGGCCUGGAGUUCCUAUGGUACCUUUAUUAUUUAUGCAGCAGUAUACGUUCUGGCUAUAUUGUUCAUUAUCACGGUGGUACCGGAAACAAAGGGAAAAACUCUGGAACAAAUCCAAGCAGCCAUUAAUGUGUAAAGCAUUCUUUUGGUGGGAUAUUAUUCAUUGUAAAUUUGAAUGCUCAAUUUGACAUAUUGAAAAAGGAGGCCAAAUAAAAAAUUAAAAAAUAAGAAAGGAAAAAAAUAAAAAAGGAUGAUGGGGAAAAGGUUUGCCACGUAUCAA
Messenger RNA from Morus notabilis, 1720 nucleotides. Its product is annotated as sugar transporter ERD6-like 7. NCBI's taxonomy places the organism in Eukaryota, Viridiplantae, Streptophyta, Magnoliopsida, Rosales, Moraceae. The record is from RefSeq and is a predicted model, not a curated record. Gene Ontology annotation, cellular component: membrane. The transcript is spliced from 19 exons. Gene Ontology annotation, molecular function: sugar transmembrane transporter activity. Gene Ontology annotation, biological process: carbohydrate transport; transmembrane transport. The coding region runs from base 164 to 1576 and encodes 470 amino acids.